Molecule: messenger RNA, 804 nt
Organism: Talaromyces marneffei
Lineage: Eukaryota; Fungi; Ascomycota; Eurotiomycetes; Eurotiales; Trichocomaceae
Exons: 4
Coding region: 1-804 (267 amino acids)
Biological process (GO): conjugation with cellular fusion
Cellular component (GO): mating projection tip; membrane
Source: RefSeq, a predicted model, not a curated record
AUGCCGGCCUUACCAGAGGGAUUUUCGAGGAUAUACCAGAUGGUAGGAUACCAUCAUGUGCUUAUGAUGCUCAUUGCACUUGCUAUUAUAUUGCUCUCUCUCCUAUUAGCUGGAUGCUCCUCUUCAUCGCCACAAAUACCUACAAUCUUUCUUAUAUCGAUAUAUUAUGAGAAAUAUACACCGACCUUUGAUCCAGCCCAAGUGGAUCCUGGUGUAUCGACAGCUAUUGCGAACAUCAUCGGAGGUGCAACCAUGGAGGUCCGAGUGGGAUUCUUUGGUAUCUGCAUUUCGCCUGAUAACGGUGCUUUCAUCUGCAAUGCCAACGCCACGGCGCUGGCGGAGGUUGUUACAGUUGAUCAAGAUCCGUUGAAUGUGAUCUGGUUAGCGGAGAGAUUUAAGGAUACAGUUGUGUUUCCUUAUUUAAUAAUUGUCGCGCUUGUACUUGCAUUUUUCUGCUUCAUCCUCCUGGCCACAUUCCCUGGCUGGCACGAAGAAAUCGACGCAAGCGGCUCCGAGCGUGAAGUAAGACCCUUCCCCUCGCGACCCGUAUCGCAAGUCGCCUUGACAUUAAUCGGAAUCUCUUCCGUAUUCGUGCUGGUAUCUGUGUUGUGGCAACAUACGGCAUCCGUAGCAGCAAGUACAAUGGUCCAAGGCUUAGCCAACGGCAGUCUGAAAAGUGGCGUCGGCUCAUCUGCUAUGGUGCUGGGUUGGUUUGGGUUUGGUCUUCUUGUCGUUGUGACGAUAGGAUUGCUCGUUAUGAUUUUGAGUAUCAGUAUCCUGCGUCGGUUAACGGAUGAGGAAUAA